Messenger RNA from Symbiodinium necroappetens, 1314 nucleotides. The record is from the annotation of a GenBank genome assembly. Lineage: Eukaryota; Dinophyceae; Suessiales; Symbiodiniaceae.
AUGAGCAGGGCUUGGUCAUGCUUGCUGCAAGCAUGGGCUUGCUGUUGGGCCUACAUCCACAGCUUCUUUGAUGCCACGCUCGUUUUUCUUUUCGUGUUGACGAUCUUCCGGCCGAAUGGGCUUUCAUGUUUGAUGAAUUUGCUGGUCUUGGGAGCUCAUUACGGUUUAGCAGACCCAGAAAGCUGUAAACAACGACUACAACGGGCGACGUUCGCUGCAUCGUGCCUGUCCGGGGCAAUAUUCUUGGAGUUGAGAAGCAGUGGCGAUGCCUGGGUACCACGAACGCGCGGAGCUGCAUGGUUGUCGCUUGCAGCAGGUAUUUUCUGCUUGCAGGCAUUGGCACCUCCCAGUGCCAAGCCACACGACUCCGAGACUUUGGCGGGUGUCGUGCAUCGAGUUUGGACACGACUUGCCCGCAUGCGGACGCUUUUGCAAGCUGCGGAGAACAGCAGAUGUGGUGUGCCAGCACGAGCUGCAAAGACCUUAGGUGUUGAGCAUGUAGCCACUUGGACACGAUGCAAACCUGGUGACACUGGAGAUGAACAGCGGAGCUCACCGCGGUUGCUGCCGCUCCGAUCACAGGCUCGGUGCCAGCUCGACGAAUCCGGAAGUAAGGCACAACAUCAAGACAGGAUCCACCAAUGCAAGGACAGGAUCUCCGUGGGGUGCGUGACCUUGCUUUGGCACUGGUUCUGGGAAGGUGUCCCUGCAGCCCAGAUGGCAGAAAGGAAUCAUGAUGCGUCUAAGUCUCUGCUGCAUUUGCAGCAGGCUCAACACACCAACGACAGCAUCUGCCGACAGGCAAUACAUAAAGUUCCUGCUCAAGCUGCUCAAAGGGUACGAGAUCUACCUUCGGGAUCAUGGGCGAUGCAUAGCAAGCAACAUGCGAUCUCCACUUUCCGCCUCAGGCCAGUGCGUGAUGCAGUUAUUCCAGACAACUCAAUGUCGGUAAAGGGGACAAAGGAAGAUUUGCCCGGCCAUAUUUCGCGACGUCAAAAAGAGAAUCUUCAUCCCCUACGCAAAGGGCUGCCAGCGCGUUCUUCAAAAGGGAUGCCUGGCCAUCUAUUUCCCGGGACCAGUGCUGACAGCAAAACUGGUUCCCAAGGUAUCCCUGCCCCUGCCAUCAAUGAUUCGGCGACGCUUGCCGUCUCUACUUGCUCUGGCGCCGACGAGACGAGCGCAGGCACGAGACCCAAGACGCAGGAUGCAAUCUGGAGCCGGAGCGAGCAUGUGCGUGAGCCGCUUUUGGCCCUCAACGAGAACAACAAUGUCCAGAGUUCAGGGCUCGCUGGGAAGCAGGCUGCAGCCGUGUGA